AUGGACGCUCUGACAGAGGCCUUAUACAACAUAGUUAACGCAUGGUGGGCGGCGUUUCUGGAGACGAUACUUUAUAGCAUUUUUGGAGUGUUACUAUUGCUAAACAUCUGCAUCGUGAAGACCCGCGGCAGGACGAGCGCCAUGAAACCGGCAUUGAUCGUCCAGGCUGCUAUGUUUCUGGUAGCGACCAUCCAUCUCGGAUCAAACCUUUUCGAGAUCUAUGUUGGCGCAGCAAAAAAUGCGCUACUUGUCAUGAGGAUUACUGGGACAGAUAUGAUUUUUGACGGUCUGAGUAAUGGGAAAGCCAUGCAAAGGAGCGUGCUGGCUUCGAUCCUUGUUCAGAUCGCAUUCGUAGCUCAGAUCUGGCUAGGGGAUGGAUUUAUGCUGUUCAGACUGUGGAAAGUGUGGAACAGUGACAAGCGCGUUGUUAUACCUCACACUGUCGGAUUCAUCGCUGACGUGGCGUUUGGUAUUCUGGCAUUGUACCAGAAUGCUGCCGCGUUGGUCGAUCCUGAAAAGGAAACGAUGGGCCCCAAUCAAAUAGCUCGUGCAUUCGCCUUAGGUGACAUUUUAUACAUGCCGCUGAUCGCGGUGAGCCUUGCGGUCCACAUAAGCUGCUCUGGUGUUAUAUCGAGCUCCAUUACACCUCUUAUCGGAAUCACAUUCUCUAUCAUUAUAACGCGAAUGGGCCUAGGCAUAUCGGUCGAAAUGUAUGUGAAAGCACGGCGAAAGGAAUCCAGACACGUCUCGGAAGCAGCAGGAACCACGGGUAUCACGAACGACUCUUCGAUAGUCUUCGCCCAAGUUUUAGCGCCGCACUCCAUCGAAUUGAGCUUAACGGCGACUGCCUGA
Messenger RNA from Coniophora puteana RWD-64-598 SS2, 852 nucleotides. RefSeq lists its product as uncharacterized. The coding region runs from base 1 to 852 and encodes 283 amino acids. The transcript has 8 exons. Lineage: Eukaryota; Fungi; Basidiomycota; Agaricomycetes; Boletales; Coniophoraceae. The record is from RefSeq and is a predicted model, not a curated record.